GUAAAUGACUGGUUCCUGAUUCGACUACCCUUCGUGAUAUAUCUGAUUUUUUUUUACAGGACAAAGUUAUUAAAACCAAAUAGGUUCGAAGGUCAAAAUAUUAUGCCACACAUUAUAAUCUAUGUUUAAUAUUCUAAAGGUAUGCGAUUACAAAACAUCAUGUCAUCAGCAUUAAAAUCUUGGAGAGAAGCCGCAACAAUAAUUCUUGUCUCGUCGAAACCUACAGUACAGUCAAGAAUUGGAUUGAAAGAGUGCUUUAAGAAUGAAAAGGUAGUCCCUGGCUGGCCGAAGUCUAAUGAUUAUGAUUAUAGGGUGCUAAUGAUGAAGAGAAGCCUAAAAAGUGGAUUUUUUCCAAGUGCUUACGUCUUUCCUGGUGGAAUAUCAGAUAAAGGCGACUUCAACUUAGAGUGGUCGAGUUUCCUCUCCUCGACAAAUAAUCUUGAACAUCUGGAAAUAGCAAAUGGCGUUAGACCGCCAAUGUUUACGGACUUUGAUAACAAUAGGCUUUCGCCUGUGAUUGGAUUUAGAAUUACAGCUAUUAGAGAACUGUUUGAAGAAUGUGGUAUUCUGAUUUGUAGGAAGUUAACAGAAGAAAGUCUUUCAACUGAUGAAUUAGAGGAUUUUAGGAAAGAAGUCAAUGAGAGUCCAUCUUCCUUUUUGAAACUAUGCAAAAAAUAUUCCGUUGUUCCCGACGUUGAUUGCUUAAGCGAAUGGAGUAAUUGGCUAACACCUAAUCACCUUGAAGACCCUGGUGUUAAAAACAGAAGAUAUGAUACCGCAUUUUAUCUUGCAGCUACAGAUGAAUAUUUAAUAUCAAAGGGAAGCGAUAAAAGGGAAGUAGAACUUUGCCAAUGGGUAACUCCAACAUCAGUAAAUGAAGAAUUCGAAAAGUGCGAGCUAUUUCUACCUCCACCCCAAAUUUAUGAACUUUCAAGAUUAGCAAAUUUUACAAAGUUUAAAAAUCUUAGAGAAUUUGCAAUUGAUAGGCAGCAGCAUGGUACAGAGAGAUGGAUGCCUGUUAGAAUUUCUACUGCUGAUGGCAUUACAGCUUGCCUUCCUGGAGAUACUUUUUAUCCUAAAAUUGAAGACUUGGACUUGUAUGGACAAGUGCCACCUUUGGAAGUGAAAGAAACCAUGGAAGAAAAUGACAGAUUAAGUAAAGAUCAUUUAAACAGGUUUAGUAUGGGAAAAACACCAAUUACUGUGAUUAAAUGUAAUGUUGCAAACUUGGGAUUUCCACUGCCUAAGCCCAGAGUGCAGAAAUCUUCUCUGUAA
Dimorphilus gyrociliatus is the source of this 1275-nucleotide messenger RNA. The record is from the annotation of a GenBank genome assembly. Lineage: Eukaryota; Metazoa; Annelida; Polychaeta; Dinophilidae.